AUGGAGAAGGGAGCUCCGGUGGUCAGGGGAGAAUCCAGUGUUACCUGCUUCAGUUACUAUACACCCAAAUGCAAACAAAAAGAGUUGCAAUUUCGUCUCGUUGCCGCAAUCGAAUCCGGUGAUCUACCACAAGUGCAUAAACUUGUCGUCAGCGGUGUCUACAUUGAUUGCAUCAUCUUAUUAGUGAAGACACCACUGAUCCAUGCAAUGGAACAAGGCCACGAACACAUUGCCAGCUACCUUAUCUCUGCUGGGGCUGACCCCAACAAGCCCGAGCGUAAUGCCUGGUUCCGCCAACCCAUUCACACUGCCGUCUUUAAGAACAUGUACAACAUUGUAAUCAAGCUUCUUGUUCACGGCGCCGAUAUUGAAGCCCAGGAUGGCAACGGCAUGACCCCGCUUUUGUACUCUGCAAUUUACAACUGUGGGGAAAUCACUAAACUUCUUAUUUCUUAUGGUGCCAAUCUGAACAUGGAAGAUUUUGUCAAGCGUACGGCACUUCAUUUUGCAGCCGAGCGCAACUUUAUGGAAAUUGCUGACACCUUACUUACCACCGGUAUCGAUAUCGACCACCAAGAUAAAUAUGGAUGGUCAGCACUUUUCGGUGCAAUCAUGUACAAUCAUUUGGAAAUGGUGCAACUGUUGUUGUCUCGUGGUGCAAGUGUGCAAUUGAAGGACUAUACUGGAGAUACUGCUCUGCAUUUGGCCUGUUCGCGUUUCCGCCGAGAGAAAGUGUAUGUCGUGCUUUCCACCUCUGAGGAUCUUUACAAACGAAAACGCCGUAUCCCGACGCUCAGCUUCCAAAACCUGUGCGUCAGGUUCAGAGGCAGUAACAUUAAUAUUGUCCGAUGCCUGAUUGAUGCAGGGGCGUGCGUGCAAGCACAUAACAACAAUGGUCUGGCCCCUCUAGACUUGUGCAAAGAGCAGAACGUGAUGCAGUGUCUGGUUUCUGUCGGCGCCCAUCUUGACCCUGAGUGGAUCGAGGCAGCAGUACAGUUCACAGAUUCCGGCAAUAGUGAGGAAUUAAUCUCCUGGUUACUUAGCCAGUUCAAACAGCAACACCAACUUCUUAUGGUGUGCAAAGUGGCUAUACGCAGACAUCUUGCCUUUACUAAGUCAAUUUCUGGUGCCAUCCAAGAGUUACCACUUCCCAAGUCUCUGAAAGAUUUCUUAGCCCUAGUUUACUGA
Molecule: messenger RNA, 1188 nt
Organism: Acanthosepion pharaonis
Lineage: Eukaryota; Metazoa; Mollusca; Cephalopoda; Sepiida; Sepiidae
Source: the annotation of a GenBank genome assembly